This is a messenger RNA of Durusdinium trenchii, 1477 nucleotides long. Lineage: Eukaryota; Dinophyceae; Suessiales; Symbiodiniaceae. The record is from the annotation of a GenBank genome assembly.
CACCCUCCCCAACUGUCACUUGCAUGUUGUGGAACUGAAGCUGGUAUCCAUAUUGGACGCUAAUGAGACCACUUUUGGUGGUUUCGCUUGUUUCGGAGCUGCACCCACAGCAAGCCAUGUGGAUACUUUCGCGAAAAACACCCAGCAAGCACGGACCAAGAGGGCGCAUCAUGGGAUUGCUGAGGAAGACAAAAUAUACAAAACCUGCACCACCCAUAUUAUACAGUCGGGCCGUUUGUUUUAUCUCAGGCGGUGGGCAACAGUUGCACACUCAGAGCCAUGUCCCUAUGUAAACAUCCCUUUUGUAUCCUUCUGUGUGUUCGCCAUCUCCAUGGCAAUCAAGGAGAUUCUGAUUCAGAUGGUCUUCAGCGGUACCAUCUCUGUCAUCUCCACCUACGUAUUAGUGGAUGAAGGGGUGCAGACCUUCAUCCUUUUUCAGGCUGCGAUUUGUGUGAUUGCUGGCGUGAUGUUUUGGCUCGGCCGACCCUUCCCACACAUCAUCGACCGAGAGAAGUCCCCGGAGACGUCUCCAGCGAUGUUCGGCGACGCCUGGCGCUUGGGCUUCGACUUUGGCUGGACGUUCCCCGAACAGGAGGAAGAGGAUGAUCCGACGCCCUUCUUCCUGGACGCGACUUGCGUGAUCUUCGAGGGCCAGGCCCUCCGGGAGCUGGUGGACUAUCGCGGGGCGCACGGCGUGCGAUGGGUCAUGAACGGCGUGUUGGACUAUAGAGGCUAUUGGGUUGGUCAGAUCCCAAUUGGCGAUGCCACUGGAGGCGCCGUGCAGCAUGCUGGAGGUGAUGUGAACUACACUGCUCGAGAAGGGAAGACUUCAAUGGAGGUGCAGUUCAACGAGUUGCCCCUGGGGGUGAGCGACGUGUUCUUGGUCCUCUCCAGCCCUUCCCUGCCGAUCUCGUCUUUCAGCGAUAUCACCAUGCAGGUGAAGGACGUGAGGCAUGAGGGGCACAAUGUCUCAGAUGUUUUCGAGCUGACGCCAUCAGUGGAGAAGGACACGGCGCUCAUCGCAUGCCGCUGCUCACGCUCCGUGGAGAAGACCCAGUGGGGCGAGGGCAUUUGGACAUUGGAGAUGAUCAGCUCGUCCAGUGGGGGUCAGGCGAUGGACUACCGUCCGGUGCUGCAAACACUCUAUGCCAUUCAAGCAGCCACGCGUGUGACCAGGCAAUUGCAGUGGCCCUACAAAGGAGGACGCAAUGCGUCCAACGGAGAGGAGAGUAAGACUCUGAAGUUGGGGCGCAAGAUGCCAUUGAGGAUGGAUGGCAUCGAAAGUGCUGAUGCUGUCAUGGUGAAAGGAGGCUCACCGCAGGCGUCCCCACGGGGUGGCAGCAUCCAGCUGCCGAGCAUCGCUUCAAAGACUCCUCGCUCUGGGAGCAGGAGGAGUAAGGAUUCAAGCAAUGAGGAGGGAACUCGAAGUCUUCCAUUGACGGCACGAGGUGUUGAUGCGGCGCGUACGAUGAGUUGA